Messenger RNA from Chrysoperla carnea, 1708 nucleotides. Its product is annotated as Friend leukemia integration 1 transcription factor-like. Gene Ontology annotation, biological process: cell differentiation; regulation of transcription by RNA polymerase II. Gene Ontology annotation, cellular component: nucleus. The record is from RefSeq and is a predicted model, not a curated record. Bases 4 to 1614 code for a protein of 536 amino acids. Gene Ontology annotation, molecular function: sequence-specific DNA binding; DNA-binding transcription factor activity, RNA polymerase II-specific. The transcript is spliced from 4 exons. NCBI's taxonomy places the organism in Eukaryota, Metazoa, Arthropoda, Insecta, Neuroptera, Chrysopidae.
GCUAUGUUAUUCAAUAAUGAUUCAGAAUUACAAAAUAAUGUUACUACAUUGUUAAAAACAUCUUUAUCGUCGCCAGAGUGUAGUCAAAAUGAUUCAGAUGAAAGACCAACAUCUGAACCAGUUACAGCAAAAAAAUUUUAUUCAAAAUUUUAUAAAUAUAAGACAACAUCGAAAUCGUCAUCAGUGAAACUGAUGACAUCAACAAAUCAUCAAGAAAAUGGAAUUAUGGAUAAUGAACAAACAUCAAUUAGGCCUACAACAUCAAUACAAGAUCUAUCAGCAGGAAAUCAACAAGAUGACAUCUUUGAAAGUUUCGAUUUUGCGAAAUUCUUUUAUAAUCCAUCACCGUCAUCAACAAUCAGUAGUAAUCCUGUGUCACCUGAUGAAUGUAAUCCAUCGUCUUCAACAUCACCUAGUGCAGAUUAUUAUGAUUUACAAAAAUAUAGUAAUAAAUCAUAUGAAGAAGUUAUUGAAGAAAAUUUAUUUAGAAAAAAUUUAUUAUUGUCACCGGCAUCAGUUUCAUCGGCCACAACUAGUGAUAGUGAAAUUGAGAAUAAAAAAUUUUGGUGUAAUGAUUCAACAAAAACAGAUUGUGCAAAAAAGAAUACUUUUGUGGAUGAUAAUAUUGAUAAUUUAUCGUCAAAUAAUCAACAAACUUCCAGUGAGGUGAAAUUAGUAACGGAAAGUGUUAGUGAUAAUGAUGAAAAUAAUGAAAAACCUGAAGAAGAAAAUUUUAUGGUCUUAGUACCAUCAAAUCCUGAAGAAUGGACACAAGAGCAUAUCGAGUCAUGGUUAAAAUGGUGUGUACAACAAUGGUCUUUAAAACCUACACCAAAGAUUGAACAAUUCCCGGAAACUGGUGCAUCUUUAUGUAAGUUAACACGAACUGAAAUGUUAGAUAUAUGUGAUGGUAAUGAACGGAAUAGUCGUCUGUUAGCUGUACAUUUAGCACAUCUACAACAUAGUGCCACUGGUCGAGCAACAAGUCCAUUACAAGAAAAUCUACAAGAAGUACUGCAUGCAGAUACUGAUGAUGAUCCGUAUCAACUAUUAAAUGCAGCAUCAAGUCGAUUGGUUGCACAAGGCUCCGGUCAAAUCCAAUUGUGGCAAUUCUUAUUAGAAUUACUUGGUGAUUCGUCGAACGCAGCAUGUAUUACAUGGGAGGGAACCAAUGGAGAGUUUAAAUUAACUGAUCCGGAUGAGGUUGCGCGACGGUGGGGCGAGCGCAAGUCUAAACCAAACAUGAACUAUGACAAACUAAGUCGUGCACUAAGGUAUUAUUAUGAUAAAAACAUAAUGACAAAAGUGCAUGGAAAACGUUACGCAUACAAAUUUGAUUUCCAUGGCUUAAUGAUAGCGUGUCAGGCACAAGCUCAAGGACAAAAUACGGGAACCGAUGUUAUGGCUGGGUAUACAAAAUAUAAUCCACACCAAAGUGACCUAGGAACAGCGUUAUAUCCAACACAUCAUACAACUCCUACAAAAUUACCAACACUAUUGCCAACAAGUACACAAUCGACGGUACCUCAACCUGGAGCACUCUUUCCACCACCAGCCUAUUGGCCAUACUCAACGCAUGGAUCGUUUGAUCCACGAGGUGGAACAUUUCAUUAGUAUGAAUUCUUUUUUAUAAAUAUUAUUGUAAUUAAUUUUCAUGUACACAAAUUUAUUCUAAAUUGUUCAAAAUGCCUCGCUUAGCCAAAAUUAA